Messenger RNA from Sciurus carolinensis (gray squirrel), 9552 nucleotides. RefSeq names its product protein tyrosine phosphatase non-receptor type 4 (gene Ptpn4). The record is from RefSeq and is a predicted model, not a curated record. Gene Ontology annotation, molecular function: protein tyrosine phosphatase activity; cytoskeletal protein binding. NCBI's taxonomy places the organism in Eukaryota, Metazoa, Chordata, Mammalia, Rodentia, Sciuridae. Gene Ontology annotation, cellular component: cytoplasmic side of plasma membrane; cytoskeleton; cytoplasm. Bases 604 to 3426 code for a protein of 940 amino acids. Gene Ontology annotation, biological process: protein dephosphorylation. The transcript is spliced from 27 exons.
CGGAGGAGGAGGAGGAGGAGGAGGAAGAAGAGGAGGCGGAGAAGGAGGGGGGUGACUGAGCGCCUCUUGCACUCUCACACACAAACGCUGCCCAGCAUUGCCCGCCCGCUCACGGCGUGUUGCGCGCUUUUCCGCUCCUCGCGGCCCCCCCACCCCCACAUUGUUCUCUCAGGACUCCUGGGUCCCCAGGGGCUGAAACUGGGCCUGAGCUGGGGCGGGAAGAGAUUUGGCCUUGACCGAAGGGUCAGAGAUAUUUGGGGCCAGGCCCCCCGCCCCAUAUUCCCUCCCCCACGUCGCUUUUUGGGGGUGUGGAUUAUCUCAUCCCCGCAGGGAGGUGGGAGAGGGCGCCGGCUGCCAGUCUCCCUGCCGCUUCCCGGGCGGCGCUGGCCCGCGGUAGCCCCGCAGCAUGAGGUGGUGCUGGCGGCUCCGGGCCGUGGCGCGGCCGCUGCGGCGGCUGCUGCUCGGGGAGCGCUGAGGGAGCCCCCCGGAGCGGCGCGGCAGAGGCGUUUCUCCCGGUUCGCCCGGGCCUCGAGGUUUUGUUUUGUUUUUUUUUCUCCAGCCGAGAGGACGCGGCUGUGAUACGAAGAUCUUGUGUGGACAGUAAUGACCUCACGUUUCCGAUUGCCUGCUGGCAGAACCUACAAUGUACGAGCAUCAGAGUUGGCCCGAGACAGACAGCAUACAGAGGUGGUUUGCAACAUCCUUCUUCUGGAUAACACUGUCCAAGCUUUCAAAGUUAAUAAACAUGAUCUGGGACAAGUUCUGUUGGAUAUAGUCUUCAAGCAUCUUGAUUUGACUGAGCGAGACUAUUUUGGUUUACAGUUGGCUGAUGAUUCCACAGAUAACCCAUCUUCUUUAUUUAUUUUUCAGAGGUGGCUGGAUCCAAACAAACCAAUAAGGAAGCAGCUAAAGAAACUGCUUUUAUUAAUUCUAGGAGGAUCUCCUUACAGUUUGAACUUUAGAGUCAAAUUUUUUGUAAGUGACCCCAACAAGUUACAAGAAGAGUAUACAAGGUACCAGUAUUUUUUGCAAAUCAAACAAGACAUUCUUACUGGAAGAUUGCCCUGUCCUUAUAAUACUGCUGCCCUUUUAGCUUCAUUUGCUGUUCAGUCUGAACUUGGAGACUACAAUCAGUCAGAAAACUUGCCAGGCUACCUCUCAGAUUAUUCUUUCAUUCCUAAUCAACCUCAAGAUUUUGAAAAAGAAAUUGCAAAAUUACAUCAGCAACAUAUGGGCUUAUCUCCUGCAGAAGCAGAAUUUAAUUACCUAAACACAGCACGUACCUUAGAACUCUAUGGAGUUGAAUUCCACUAUGCAAGGGAUCAGAGUAACAAUGAAAUUAUGAUUGGUGUGAUGUCAGGAGGAAUUCUGAUUUAUAAGAACCGGGUACGAAUGAAUACCUUCCCAUGGUUGAAGAUUGUGAAGAUUUCUUUUAAGUGCAAACAGUUUUUUAUUCAACUUAGAAAAGAAUUGCAUGAAUCUAGAGAAACAUUAUUGGGAUUUAAUAUGGUAAAUUACAGAGCUUGUAAAAAUUUGUGGAAAGCAUGUGUAGAACAUCACACAUUCUUCCGUUUGGACAGACCACUUCCGCCUCAAAAGAAUUUUUUUGCACAUUAUUUUACAUUAGGUUCAAAAUUCCGGUACUGUGGGAGAACUGAAGUCCAGUCAGUUCAGUAUGGCAAAGAAAAGGCAAAUAAAGACAGGGUAUUUGCAAGAUCCCCAAGUAAGCCUUUGGCACGGAAAUUAAUGGAUUGGGAAGUAGUAAGCAGAAAUUCAAUAUCUGAUGACAGGUUAGAAACACAAAGCCUUCCAUCUCGGUCUCCACCUGGAACUCCUAAUCAUCGAAAUUCUGCAUUCACACAAGAGGGAACCCGGUUACGACCAUCUUCAGUUGGUCAUUUGGUAGACCAUGUGGUACACACUUCGCCAAGUCAAGAUUUUGUGAGUCAGAGAUCUCCAUCAUCAACACAGGCUAAUAGCAUCAUUCUUGAAUCAUCACCAUCACAAGAGACCCCUGAAGAUGGGCAACCUCCAGCUUUACCACCUAAACAAUCUAAGAAAAAUAGUUGGAACCAAAUUCAUUACUCACAUUCUCAGCAAGAUCUGGAAAAUCAUACUAAUGAAGCAUUUGAUGUACCAUCUUCCCCUGAAAAGUCUACUCCUAAUGGUGGUAUUCCACAUGAUAAUCUUGUUCUAAUCAGGAUGAAACCUGAUGAAAAUGGAAGGUUUGGAUUCAAUGUAAAAGGAGGGUAUGAUCAGAAGAUGCCUAUAAUUGUGUCCCGAGUAGCACCAGGAACACCUGCUGAUCUCUGUGUCCCUCGAUUGAAUGAAGGGGACCAAGUUGUACUGAUUAAUGGUCGGGACAUUACAGAACAUACCCAUGAUCAAGUUGUCCUAUUUAUUAAAGCUAGCUGUGAGAGACAUUCUGGGGAACUCGUGCUUCUAGUUCGACCUAAUGCUGUGUAUGAUGUAGUGGAAGAAAAACUAGAAAAUGAACCAGACUUCCAGUACAUUCCUGAGAAAGCCCCACUAGAUAGUGUGCAUCAAGAUGACCAUUCCCUGCGGGAGUCAAUGGUCCAGCUAGCUGAGGGGCUUGUUACUGGAACAGUCCUGACACAAUUUGAUCAACUAUAUCGUAAAAAACCUGGAAUGACGAUGUCUUGUGCCAAAUUACCUCAGAAUAUUUCCAAAAAUAGAUACAGAGAUAUUUCGCCUUAUGAUGCUACACGGGUCAUUUUAAAAGGUAAUGAAGACUACAUCAAUGCAAACUAUAUAAAUAUGGAAAUUCCUUCUUCAAGCAUUAUUAAUCAGUAUAUUGCUUGUCAAGGUCCAUUACCACACACUUGUGCAGAUUUUUGGCAAAUGACUUGGGAACAAGGCUCCUCCAUGGUUGUAAUGUUGACCACACAAGUUGAACGUGGCAGAGUUAAAUGUCAUCAGUAUUGGCCAGAACCCUCAGGAAGUUCGUCCUAUGGAUGCUACCAAGUUACCUGCCAUUCAGAAGAAGGAAACACUGCCUAUAUCUUCAGGAAUAUGACACUGUUUAACCAAGAGAAAAAUGAAAGUCGUCAACUCACUCAGAUCCAGUAUAUAGCCUGGCCUGACCACGGAGUCCCUGAUGAUUCAAGUGACUUUCUGGAUUUUGUUUGUCAUGUACGAAAUAAGAGGGCUGGCAAAGAAGAACCUAUUGUUGUUCAUUGCAGUGCCGGAAUUGGAAGAACUGGAGUUCUUAUUACUAUGGAAACAGCCAUGUGUCUCAUUGAAUGCAAUCAACCAGUUUAUCCACUAGACAUUGUAAGAACAAUGAGAGAUCAACGAGCCAUGAUGAUCCAAACACCUAGUCAGUACAGAUUUGUCUGUGAAGCUAUUUUGAAGGUUUAUGAAGAAGGCUUUAUUAAACCCUUAACAACAUCAUCAAAUAAAUAAGAAACAAAAGAUCUGGGAUACAUGUUGGAAAACUGCUUUUCAUUAUAUUCACUGUGCCAUGAUACUGCUUACAGGAAAUGGCAUCUCACAAAAAAAUGAAGAACUCAAAAAAAACUUUUGAAAACUUCAGCACUGUUGCACUUUAUGUUUAAAAAAAGUCAACCCUUCAAAAUCUUGACUCGUGUUUGAAGACUAUUUCAUGCUUUGCUCCGAACAAAUAGUGAAUAACUCAGUAUGUUCAGGGUAAUUUAUGAAAUUUUGUGGUGGUGCCAUGCAGUCCCCUUCUGGUAAAAUUGCCACAAACAAGGCUCAGAAUUCUCAUCAUCUCUGUUGUAUACCUGUAUCUUGAAAGCAAAAAGAAGUAAACAUCAGGAGUCAGCUCUUUUUUUUUUUUUCCAGUGGAUCAUGUACUUACUAUACUGAUUACCAGAUUUUAUUUUUAAAAUUGUAGCAAUAUCAUUCUCAAUAUUAGCCAAUACACUGCCUAUGGAUGCAGCACAUCUUUCCCUACACACCCCCUCUAGAGACCUGCUGUUCAGAAGAAGAAAGGUGGAAUUUGCUAUUCCCAGGAAAUGCUGCACAUUGUCCAUUUACCAGCAUCUUAUAAAAAGUAUAAAUAUGAAUCUACACAUUUUCUUGAAUUUAAUAAUGUAAUUAUAUUUAUCAUAAGGUUGGCUUAUUCCAAAUCGUGUGAUUUCACAUACUUGAUGUAAAGGAAUGCAUGCAUUGUGUCUUAACCCCUUAAGUGCCUUGAGACAUCUUCGUAUGUCUAAUGAAAAGGCACUCAUUUGACCCCACUAGGAGGUAUGUAAGUAUAUUGUACAUUCUUACAUUUUUAUGCAUUUUGAAUAAGUUCACAUUUUAAAAACAGGCUUCUUGUAUUGAGAGUUAUGCAGUCAAAGAAGGGUAAAGAAAUUCUAUUUCUUACUCAAUACUUGUAUUUUGCCAUAAGAAGCAAAAAUACUUUGUGUUCUACUGAGUGCACGCUCUGCUGCUACAGAAUUGUUCAAAAUAUGCACAUUCCUUUACUGUGGGACAGGGGUUACAGUUAAGCAGCUCAAUUUAAAAAGAUGCUUUAUUCUUCAAAUUUCAUGUUUAUUUUAUCCCUGACUUUAGAAGUGGCAUCUGAUAAAAUACUGGGACUCUAAGCUCUAGAACAAUAAGUUUUGAUUUAUUCCUAUCUACAACUAAAAUAUUUCUCUUUAGCAUUCAUUUUAGUUAAUACGAAACUUUUUUUUUUUUGGUUGGAUCUUCAAAUGAGAAAUUAACUAUUAUAUUAUUGAGUCUAAGUAUAACCCUUCCUUAAAUAAAAUGAGGGUUUUCUUGUCAUUUUUGUGUACAAUUAAAUUACUCCAGUUUAUAUAUGCUUAUUAAAUUAUAAGCAUGUUUUAUAUAUAAGGAGUUUUUUGAUUAUCCAGUCUGAUUGAGGAUCUUAUUCCCAUUAAGGAUAUUUGUGUUUUCCUCUUCAGGAUUUUUGGGUUUCAAGUCUACAGAGAUAGAACUUUAAAAUUGCCCCAUUUAAGUAAAAGUUUGCCUGCCAAUUCAAAUGUUAUUUUAUAUAAAUAUUUUAUAUGGAUAUGGUUAAAAUAGAUUAAUUUCCUAGUGGUUUCUGAAUAUUUCUGUAUAGUUUUGAUAAAGUUUAGAGUCUAAGGGUUGAUAUUUUGGAAUGCCAUUUAGUAUGAAGGGGAAAAUGUACAUUUAAAAAUCUUAAGUAAAAUCUAAAUGAUGUCAUUUCACAUAUUCAAAAUCCAUCAUAAUACAUUUCAGGAAGUUAAGCUCCUAAACAUUAAUAGCCAAGAUACCAAAUAAAUUAUAUUAAAAUACUUUUAAGUCAUUUUUAAAGAGAGAAACAUAAUCUUUAUUAUCUAUUUUCUGAUUUCAGUUAAGACAGUAUAAAAUAGUAAGUUAAUUAUAGACUUAUUUGAACAUUCCAUUCUGUACCAACAGAUAAAUGUAAUUUAGGCUGCUAUAUAACAUCAUGACAAGUUGAAAAGUGAAAAAGGAAAGUCAUGUUGGGGGGGUCUACAUAUGAAAUAACUGUUUUUGCAGUUGUUUUUGCAUGAAUUAAAGUCUCUGCUAACUGGACAGAAAAUGACAGCCACAGUCAAAAAGAUAACAGUUCUGUAGAUGUAAACAGACAAACGUCUUGCUUGGCAUGUUCUUUAACUUACAGCUUUGUUUACACUUCCGAGGUUAACUCUAAUUGUUGGCAAAGCACUGCUGCCUUUUUUAAUCAUUAAUGCCUGUCUUUAAAUGACAAUGUAUUGGAGAUGUAGAAUUGCAUUUAAAUUUCUCAUGUAUGACUUUUCCUUCUGGAAGCUACCCUUGAUCAGUGUUUGUAUGUACAAAAAAGAUCCUUUUAAAAAGUAUAUUAGGAUCUUAUUUAAAUUUAAAUUAUCCUUCACAACUUCUAAAAUGACUACUCCAAUUAAGCUUCCCUAUUCACCUAACAGUGAAGUUUUUAUCCAUUACACAUAAGAAUUUUUUAACAUGUUUCAAUCUAAAUAGACUUCUAAAAAUAAUGGUAGCUUUCAUAUACGAAGUUGAAUAGUUCUAGACUCCAUCCAUAUCGAUGUAAUGUGUAGUAAAUCACAAAUUUCUUAUACCUAAGCUGUUCUCCCACUCCUCUAGUCACCCCUGCCUCCAUGCCAUUACACACUCGAGAAAGAAUGCUCUUUUAUUCUGACAAGUGGAAAUCAGUAUUGGUGACUCAAGGAACUUUGUAAAUGCUAAGAAGUGUUAGUGAAGAACUUCCCCCUCCAAUUUAAAAUGCUUUUCCUGUGUUCAUUUCAAGUUGUCUUUUUAUUUUAUUUUAUUUUUUAGCAUCUGAUUUGUGUCAACACUGUGUAGAUAGGAGGAAGAACAUUUUGGAAUAAUCUUUGUAUUCACAAGAAUAAUUGGUUAUAUUUGUCAAACUGAUGCAACCAUCCCGAAUUGAGGCAGAGUAAACAUCUCAGAAAAAUUUCUUUUGUCUGGCCCAUUAGGACAAGUAGAAGGAAAAGAAAUGGUUGAUCAUUUUAAGAAUAAACUGACUUCAAAUGCACAAAGUUAUGUUAAGGCAUUUAGACAAUUGCUUGAAGGUUUCAGGUACUAAUAUAUAUGUAUUCAUGGACAUACUGUAGUGCAUUUGUUUACACGUGUAUUUCAUUAAGGCUAAUGCCCACAAACAGGAAGAAAAGAUUGUUUAAAGCACAGAAGUUGUUGAUCAUCAGUUGGCACGUCCGAUCAGGUCUAAUCAGGAACUUGAGAAAAAAAAUCUUGUCUCCUGUCUCAAAUACAACUUGAGAGCUGAAAGGAAAUGGAAGAAUUUUCUCCUGUCUCCACUUCCCUUAUUAUUGUAGCAAGGAACCAGAGACCCAGCAACAGUAAUUGAUUUAGCAGAGUCUGGUCUUGUACAAUCUAAGUUUUCUAAUUCUCAAUCUGGUGUUCUCUAUAUUAUACUAGAACUUCAGUAAGUUGUAACUUCUGUGAAUAUCAUAAUUCUUGUGAAUUUUAGUCUGUUUCAACUUGAGAAGCAUAUUCAGGCAGUGUUUUUGCUUCAUAACUAUGACAACCUUAGGAGAUGUUACUUAAAUUAGAAAAUAAGUAGACUGCAGUAGUGACCCUAAUUAGGACCUUGACUCAGUCAUGCUUCCCUGUCAGAGAACAUAAGCUUUUGUGAAGUAUUGAGGCUGCAAUAUAAAAGCAUUCUGGACUGCAAGUAGAAGACUAAUUUUUAAAAGCACUUAAAACACAGAACUAAGAUUUAGAGCAUAUAUCAUUUUAUAGUGAAAUAAUUUAUGUUCAUAAUGUGAACAUGCAAUAGAAUUAAAGCAUUACUCAUUUUAUAAUCUGAUCAUGAAUGGAGAAGGGAAUGUGAAUUUAUAACAAUGUGCUAUUUAAUAUCUGUAUUUGGAAUAUUUAAAAUAUUCUAAUGGUAAGGUUGCCAAAGUAGUUUUGAAUUCAUAAAAGUCAUACCACAAUAAUGUGGGCUAUGUUUACAGGCUCUUUCAUUUGGUAAUAAUUUCAUAGUUCAGGUGAAUUUGCAUAUAAGUCACUUGUAGUUAAUACAUUAUGGUAAAUGUUUAUUUGAAUAAACAUCUGGAUGAUAUGACAAGAUGUAUAUGAAUGAUGCCAUAGCCUGCUGCAAGCUGCCACAUCAACAAACGGAGUACUUUAUAUUAACAUUGCUUAUUUCCCACAUUUACUUCAGCUAUACAACCACAGUGUCUGGAUUUUUUGUGGUGCUUCUUCCAAAUGAAAUAGCUAUGUUUUUAUAAUCCACUGGAUUAAUUUCAUCCAAUAUUAGAUUUACUGAUCUGUUGGCAAAGAUUUACUAAUAUCUCAGUGUGAUCACAAUACAAGUUGUAGCAACCAUUUUAUAGAAGUCUUAAACAUAUAGAUAAAAAGGAAUUUUCAUAAUCCUAAAGCAUUUUUGAGGGCUGUUUGCUAGUAGAUAAUUUCAUCAAUUUGAAGAGUCCAAGAAACCCCUAAUUGUUUGGGGUUCAAUUUUCUUUACAAUGCCUACAACAAUUAUCAACAUUAUUAUAUAUAGCCUUCAUUUAUUUUUAGUAGCAAUUAUUAUUAUAAGCUUUUUGAUGUUAUCAGAAAUAACAAUUCCUAUUUCUGCCCAAAAUUAGACAUUUUAUUUCACAAUAUUGGUGAAUUUGCUUUGGGUAGACAACAAAAUAUUUGUUUCUAUAUAUAAAUUUGCUGCUAUUUAUUUUUAUGUUUUUCUAUUCUAGUAUAUUGUUGAUUUCUGAAGUUGAGUCACCAUUGUUUUUAUUUUGUCAUCCAAGCUAAGUGGGCAGUCAUAAGUACUAUCUGCUUGGGUGUAAUCUGUCUGAAUUAGUUAGACAUGGUUCAAUGCAUAAAUAAGUAAACAGAUUUUUCUUUUAAUUUGCAAUGUGAAAGUUACUAGUAAUCUUGCAAGUUAAAGACUAUAGUUUUAGGGAAGAGUUCAAACAUUUAACUUCCUGAAACCUUUUAAAAUUUCCAGUACAAGAAUGGAAAUGUUCGAAAGCCUUGUUAAGCUCACAAAAGUUUUAGUUAAACACUGUAGAGUUUUCCUAUCCGUUGUUGUGUAAAUGAUAUAGAAAAUAUUUUUCUAUGGAAAAAAAGUUGAAAACGUUAACUUCUUUAAUUGUUUAAAAGGGAAAGAAGGAUAUUUGUAUGUCUUUCAUGCUGUAAAGAAAAUGAAUGUAUCUUUCAAAUGUUAUUAGAAUUAUGACUUGAUUUUAAGGAUACUCAUUUUUAAAAAAGUCUUCAAAGGAUUGGAAAGAAAAAAAGGGAAAUUACACUUUAUAAAAAUGCAAUUUUAGAUGAAAAAUAAUUUCAUUAUAAACAAGAGCAAUCAUUUUGAAGCAUAUUACAAAUAUGUGCAUUCUUUUUCAUAUUGCUUUGUUUGGGCUCUAGAAAAGAAAUUUCCAGAAAAUUUGCACAUACUACUUUUAAGUGUAAAAUAUUCUAAUUCUAGACUUAUGGGGUGUGGGUGAAUGUUUGUAUGUGAGGUUAAACAUGCUGCUGCAUGUGUCUACCAUGGAGAAAAGUUCCCAAGCUUUGUCACUGUGGCAGACACAAGUGAGGAUAUCAUUGUAAGAAUGUGAUUUAGUUAAAACCUGAAAACCGUGCCUAAAAUUCACUACAGUUAAUUAUGUGCAGAGGUCCCUGACCCAAUAAAUGGUUCUGCCUUUUUAUUGUCAAAGUCAUAGACCAUUGGGCCCAACUCUGACUUGAAGCAGUGGUGUCUUAUAUGCUUCAGAUUAUUAGUGUAGAUGAACCAAAAAAAAAAAAAAAAUCUUCACUUUAAACCAACUUCUAUAGGCAUGAUUUGUUCAGCAGUAGCUUUAAAAGGUAGUAUUUACUGUUACUCAUUAAACUUGAUUCAACUGAGGCUGGAAACAGUGGCACAGGCCUGUAAUGCCAUCAACUCAGGAGGCUGAGGCAGGAGGAUUUAUAUUCAAUACCAGCCAAGGCAACUUAAACCUAUUUCAAAAUAAAAGACUAGGGAUGUCACUCAUUGGUACAGCACCCCUGCAUUCAGUCUCCAUUUCUGGGCAUGGAAGGACUUGAUUCAAUUAGAAUUUCAUUAUUUUGACUUCUGCUUAUUGUCGUCCACAUUAAAAAAAAAAAAAAAAAAAAAAAAAA